Messenger RNA from Plectropomus leopardus (leopard coralgrouper), 403 nucleotides. The record is from RefSeq and is a predicted model, not a curated record. Lineage: Eukaryota; Metazoa; Chordata; Actinopteri; Perciformes; Serranidae.
AUGUCCUCUGUCCCUGCGUCCAGUCUGACCAGUCCGUCUCUCAUGCAGGACAUCAGCCCUCCGAUGUCUCACACUGGGUUCACUGGGCAGCACCUCCCCUUCGUCGGCUUCACCUACACCACCGACAGCUGCUUCUCCGACCGCGGCUCGCUGAGCCGACCGGAGCUGCUCGGAGUCCGCCAGGAGGGGGAGGGGCAGGAGGGAGGAGGAGGAGGAGGGGGGCAGGAGGUGGAGGCCUUCGAGAGGAGGAUCCGCCGCCUGGAGCAGGAGAAACAGGAGCUGAACCGCAAACUGCAGGAGUCGACUCAGGCGUUGGCAGCUCCUCGAGGAGGAACUCUGAGUCGAGACAAAGAGAUCAAGAAGCUGAACGAAGAGAUCGAGCGUCUCAAGAAGAAGCUGGCAG